CCAUGAACUUGAAAAUAGUGACCGAUAGCGAUACUGAGAGAGAGCGAAGAGCGUUUCCGUCGGGAUCAUCUGAAAACAUGGAGCAUAAACCAGGUAAAGAUGUGAGAUCUCGAAUGGAGAGCUCGGAGGAAGCGAAAAGAAGUAUUUUCAAGGAAGUGGCUCCGUACUCUGCAAACUUUUUGGAUCCAUUUUCCAUCACACAGACUCUUACAAAGUUUGAAAAAAUUAAGGUUGUAUUGCUAUCAGUGACACUUUUCCCCAUACGAGUGAUUCUGAUGUCUCUCCUCUUGGUCUGCGACUGGAUAAUAGGCUCUGUUAUUUUAUACGGAAUGCCGAAGGAUCAAGCUCUGGGUACAGAGCCCUUGGUUGGAUGGCGCAGGAACUGGGGUAAACGGAUCAUCGAGGAAAUGUCCCGUGCCGUGUUCUUCGUAGGCGGCUGGUAUUGGGUGCCACACAAGGGCCGUCGUGCCACGCCGGAGGAGGCACCCAUCCUACUCGCCAUGCCCCAUUCUUCUUUCUUCGACACGGCGGUCGUCACAUCCCUGAGGUGCCCGGGACUCGUCAUGAAGGACUCGGCAGAGAAAGUGCCGAUUUACGGAGGCCUAUUGCGAUUCACCCAGCCCCUGUACGUAAAGAGCGACGAUCCAGAUUCAAGGCGAAAGAUAGCAGAAGAAAUCCGGAGACGAGUAUGGUCCGGCAAGAACUAUCAACAAUUGCUGCUCUUCCCAGAGGGAGGGUGCGGCAACCGGAAAGCACUCCUGCAGUUCAAACUGGGAGGCUUUUCUCCUGGAGUACCAGUGCAGCCAGUAUUUAUUAGAUAUAAGAACAAACUGGACACAAUCACAUGGGCGUGGAAUGGCCCUGGAGCGUUUAAACAAGUUUGGCUUACUUUGAGUCAAUUCCGUAUUUAUUGUGAAUUAGAAUUUCUUCCAAUUUAUAAACCAUCGGAAUUGGAGAGAAAAAACCCCAGAGUAUUUGCAACAAAUGUUCAAAAUUAUGUAGCCCACUGUACAGGAAUUUCGACAUCUCGCUUCAACUUAGAGGACGGCAGGUUCUUACAGGUGGCCAGAGAAAAUCAUUUACCACCAACAGCACCUUUCAUAAAGUUCCUUCGCCUGAGGCACAAGCUGGGGAACGAUUCUCUGAGUCCGUCAGAAGAGCUCGAUCGAUUGGAAAGCAACAACAAUCAGCUUGAAAAGUUCCUCGGAAACGUGGAAUCGUUUGCCAAACACCUUGGUCAGGAAAGAUGUUCGGAAGCACUGAAGGAGUUCUUUUCAAUAAUUGAUCAACAAAAUUAUGGGUAUGUAGAUGUACGUGCCUACGACGCAGCUUUGUGUUUACUGAGAACCGAGCUGUCGACAAAGGAAAGGUUAAAUUUAGCCUUUCAGGCUUUAGGAUCUCGAGUGGAAAACUUGCCCAUCAUUCUACUGUUAUGGAAAGGAAUUCCAUAUAACUUAUCGAAUCAGAAAUCGCUUAGAGGUUUUGCUGCCGAGGAACUUGAAAAAGGUAAUUUUGAACUACCUUUUGGAAGAAAUCACAAGCAAGAAUGAAGAGUUAAAAGAAAUGGCGGAUUUCUGCAUGAAGUAUUGUAUAUACCGAA
Messenger RNA from Uloborus diversus, 1600 nucleotides. RefSeq names its product lysophosphatidylcholine acyltransferase 1-like (gene LPCAT). The coding region runs from base 3 to 1550 and encodes 515 amino acids. NCBI's taxonomy places the organism in Eukaryota, Metazoa, Arthropoda, Arachnida, Araneae, Uloboridae. The transcript has 14 exons. The record is from RefSeq and is a predicted model, not a curated record.